Molecule: messenger RNA, 825 nt
Organism: Zingiber officinale
Lineage: Eukaryota; Viridiplantae; Streptophyta; Magnoliopsida; Zingiberales; Zingiberaceae
Product: E3 ubiquitin-protein ligase COP1-like
Exons: 1
Coding region: 1-825 (274 amino acids)
Source: RefSeq, a predicted model, not a curated record
AUGGAGAGAAGGGGGAGGCAGCACCGCCGGAGCGCGACGCUCUCCGAUCAUCUCGCGGCUGAGGAAGCUCCUUGUAAGCUUCAGGAACUACUAAUGAUCAGGGACGACGCGGACGAGAUGAGCGCCUUGACAGCCGUCGCUGCGUGCGCGAGGAGCUUCGCGUCUUCCGCCACGGCCGCCGGCGGCGGCGGGGGGAGGACGCUGGUGGAGAUCUUGCGGGAGGAGCAGGAAGCGGGUGAGAUCGUUGUGGGUGGUAAUUCUAGCAAUGGAGUCAAUUGGAGGUCGUUGGUCGCCUGCUUCUGCCUCCGCCGAGCUGGCACAGCCGGCGUCGCGGCGGCGGCGGCAUCGUCGUCCGGCCACGCCAGCUUGCUCCCCUUCCCUGCCCUCGCCGGCUCAAAUUCUCCGGCAUCCACCUCCCUUCGCGGAUCCACAGUGUCCGCCUCCACUGCAGCAUCACCGCCGGAGGAGCCUCCUGCGGGCGGCCAAGAAAUCUCCGACCUCCGGCCGCCGGCUUCGGCUACCGCAGCGGCGGCGGGGGUCUCCCUGAUGUCGCUGCUGGAGCAGACAGACACGCAGUGGAGCAACGGAGUCGAGGCCGCCUCCCCUCCGCUGCUUCCGGACGACGACGAACCGGCGCUGGACGACAUCAUCGACGGCGGCGGCGCACUCCGCGUCUGCUGCGUGUGCAUGAUGCGGCUCAAGGGGGCGGCCUUCAUCCCCUGCGGCCACACCUUCUGCCGGCGAUGCUCCCGGGAACUCUGGGUGAACCGCGGCAGCUGCCCGCUCUGUAACGACCACAUACUGGAAAUCCUCAACAUAUUCUAA